Physella acuta is the source of this 2001-nucleotide messenger RNA. Its product is annotated as thrombospondin-type laminin G domain and EAR repeat-containing protein. The record is from RefSeq and is a predicted model, not a curated record. Gene Ontology annotation, biological process: signal transduction. Lineage: Eukaryota; Metazoa; Mollusca; Gastropoda; Physidae.
AUGGAAAUUAAGCCUCUACUCAGAUGGCAGCCGAUGUUCCAGUACAUUCUCUUCAUGCAUGCAGUGUGUAUUGAGAACAUGGAGCUUUAUCCACCGCCUUGUUCUGAUGUGCCGCCACUGGACCUGCUAGAACGAGCUGUACCUAACCUACACGCGCUGCCACGUGGCGUGAACAUUCUGUAUGAUCACGGGAGUCACGUGCACGCCUUCAAGUUCUCCCCUAUCUCAGACAACAUUUACCUCCAAGCUGAUUCCCUCUUCCCUAACUGUCAAUAUUUUCCCUACGAGUUCUCUCUAUUUAUAACCUACAAGCAAAACGUGCCGCCAAAAAGUGAAGAGUGCAUCUUCUCCUUGUUUCACAAACAAACCAACAAAACAAUACUGUCUGUGGGUUUUUUAAAAGACCGGCUGGUGUUUCGCUACAAGGAGCGGCGCCAAAGCUUCCAGAUCAGCCCUGGUUACCAGGACCGUCAGUGGCACUCCCUGGGGGUCAGCGUGGCAGCUCACUCUCUGCUGGUCUCUAGAGACUGUCGUCUGCACAGACACCGUCAGCUACACGAGCCGUUUCCGGACCUUCUGCCCAUUGGAAACACGACCUUUGUCGUGGGGAAAUGUGGGCCCAGGUGGUCAGUCUUUAAGGGUUUGAUAAAAAGUGUUGUUCUCAUUCCUGGCGGUGAUUUCACUACAAGAGCAUGUGUCCCAAAAAUCAGUAUCAAGAAAGAUCUUGACAACGUCAUCAGAACCUUUCCGGGCUACUCCACGCUGACACCGUUCCACUCGGUGGCCGCCGUCUGCCGAUGGAAUGACGUGGGGAACAUCGCCUACGAUGUGCACCUGGGGAAGCUCAAGGUGUGCACUAACGGAAUCUGGCGGGAGGUCAAACUGAUGCCAGAGGAAAACAAACUUGAUUACCUGGUCCCUCAUCAAGUUGUGACCAUUGGUCACGGAUCUUAUGACGUCGAGCUCUUUGAAGUGCCAGGUGAAGGAAAGUUUGCUGCCUUUGCUGCGGGUGGACAAGCUGGACAGUGGUCAGCAAAAUCAAGCAUUCAACAAUGGAAGAAUGGAAUAUUCCAACACUAUCAAUGGCUCCCAACUGAGUCAGCCCAAUCCAUUGAGUUUUUUACUAUAGGAAGUCAGUCUUUCCUUGCAGUGGCCAACUACGGGAAAAGGCAGAGCUUACCCUGUAACUCGACCAUCUUUAAAUGGAACCACGUGAUCAAGAAGUUUAGACGUCAUCAAAACAUCCUGACUUACACGGCAAGAGAUGUGGAGGCCUUUCAAAUUGAGGGAGAUCACUAUCUAGUUGUGGCUAAUCACGCGAGAGACAAUGACAACCACGUCAACUCCACCGUCUACAAGUGGGCCCCUACGCUUGGCUUGUUCAUCGAGUUUCAGUCACUGCCAACUCUCGGGGCUUUUGACUGGACCCAUUUCACGGUAGACAAGUACCACUUUCUCGUUGUAGCUAAUGCCUUCGACAACAACAGCACUUGGAUUUUGUCAUCAGUUUAUAUCUGGCAUAGUGGACAAUGGGUUCUGUUCCAAUCAAUACAGACAACCGGUGCCACGGACUGGGAGCAUUUCGUCAUUGCCAGCGAGCACUACAUAGUGGUGGCCAAUGCUUACAAUUACGGCAACCGAAAUUUUCUAAACUUGGACAACUACAGAACCAAUUCGACCAUUUACAAACUGGACCGCUCAUUAAACCGUUUUGUCACUUACCAACAGCUGAGCACGGACAGCGCCAUAGACUGGGAGUAUCUAAAAAUAGAAAACGAACACUAUCUGUUCGUCUCCAACUCCCAGAGUGAUGGCCUCAAAGAAAGACAACUCUCUCCUGUGUAUCGGUGGCAAGGCUUGGAUAAAUUUGUUCAAGUACACAGCAUGUACACACCACCUAACGCUGACGUGGAAGUUUUUAAAGACAAGUCAAAUAUCUUCAUUAUUUAUGCUUGUGUGAAUAGCUCAUAUUCUGAUAUUUACAAAGUAAAGCUAACAUAA